AUGUUGUUUCAUUUUUUUGUUCUAGCCGACCCCUUCAGGGAAUGUUACGACGGUUUAGGCGAGUCCUACCGCGGGACCAUCAACUUCACCACGUCCAGUCUGGACUGCCUCCCCUGGACCGACCCCUUCAGGGAAUGCUACGACGGUUUAGGCGAAACCUACCGGGGCACCAUCAACUUCACCACGUCGAGCCUGGACUGCCUCCCCUGGAGUUCCCCCAUGGUCAGAGCCUUCUACAGGCCCAGCGACUUCGAGCGUUACCAUCUGGAGGAGAACUUCUGCAGGAACCCGACUCCGGAGUUUGACAGGAAGCCGUACUGUUUCAUCCUCAACCCGUAUAAUGAUGACCAGCUCUCGUUCCACGACUGUCCCGUACCGAACUGCGUUCCAACGACAACACUACCGACGACCACACUGACAACGACAACAAUCACAACCACCCCGGAGACUACAACGGCGCUUCCUACAACGCUCAUGACCACAACCAUGGCCACCACACAUGUACAAACAUCACUAGAGGAGAUGGCAUCAUCCCAAGCAACGUCUGCAUCUGGGUCAUCAGGAGAUUCUAAUAAUCAAGAUUCAACAGAAGCUACAGAAUCUAACAACAACCAAGGGUUAGGUGGAUCGCCAACUGCGUCAACCGGUAACAGUGGUACAGAAGGUGGUGAUUCUACAACCACGGAAUCCACGGACGAUCACACCGCAGUUACGGACUACACCGUAGAAGGAACCUCGAACCCUUCGGAUGGUACUGGUAACGGUGGAGGUACCGGUGGAGGUACAGGCACGGGAGGAGGAAAUGGUGGAGGUACCGGUGGAGGUACAGAUAGUGGCGGUGGUAUUGUUGGAGGUGGGGGUACUGAGACCGGUGGAGGUACCGGUACCGGUGGAGGUUCAGAUGGUAGUGGGGGUACCGGUACCGGUGGAGGUACGGAUGGAGGUGGGGGUACAGAUGGUAGUGGAGGUACGGGUGGAGGUACCGGUACCGGUGGAGGUACAGAUGGUAGUGGUAAUAUCGGUGGAGGUGGGGGUACUGGAACCGAUGGAGGUACAAAUGGUAGUGGAGGCGCUGGUGGAGGUACCGGUGGAGGUACAGAUGGCAAUGGAGGUACUGGUGACAGCGGAGACAACGGUGGAGGUACAGGCGUUGGAGGUGGUGGCUCCUCUGGUGGAACUGGAGAUACAGGCGGUGGCAGCAAUGGUGGCGGUACCGGAGGCAGCGGCAAUGGUGCCGGCAUUGGUAACAGCACCGGUGCGGGUGCUGGUAACAAUACCGGUGGCAGCAAUGGUGGUACUGACGGAGGAGGAGACUCGGGCUCUGAUAACAAACCAAGCUGCCGGGACGACCAGUUUCAGUGCGUGCUAAACCUCGUGUGCAUAGCUCACUCCACUGUGUGUGACAAUUUUUACGACUGUGAGGAUUUCAGCGACGAACAAGACUGUCGUUGCGCAGCGGACCAGUUUGAAUGUAGCGACGGGAUCUGUAUCCCCGAACACUUCAUCUGCGACGAAUAUCAGGACUGUAACGACGCGGGAGACGAGGAUAUCAACUUCUGUGCACCACUUUUCCCGUCAAGAUAUCCAGACUGGGUUCCUCCUACCACCACAGCUGCGGCAACCACACGUUCCUCAUCCGGUAAUUACGGGCCCAACACAGGCGGGCCGUACGGAAACGGCACGUAUCCCAACCGUAACGGUACCUACCCACCCGGAUACGGGAAUGGAACGUACCCUGGUCAGUCUGGAAACGGUAGUGACCAGUACGGUAACAGCACGUACCCACAUGGAGGAGGUGGGCCGUGUAGAAAUGGCUCGUAUCCAUGUGGUAACAGCUCUUAUGUUAAUGGUACGUAUACGCCUGGAGGGGACGGUUCGUACCCAGAUGGGCCAUACGGAAACGGGACGUAUCCUGAAGAUGGCGGCCCGUACGGAAACGGUACGUACCCAGCUUGGUGGAGUCCGAACGGUGGCCCGUACGGAAAUGGUACGUAUCCGGAUUGGUGGAGUCCGAACGGAGGCCCGUACGGAAACGGCACAUAUCCGGAUUGGUGGAGUCCGAACGGAGGCCCGUAUGGCAACGGUACAUAUCCGGAUUGGUGGACUUCGACUAGCGGCCCGUAUGGUAACGGUACAUAUCCACCUUGGUGGAGUCCGAACGGAGGCCCGUACGGAAACGGCACAUAUCCGGAUUGGUGGAGGCCGGACGGUGGACCGUACGGAAACGGUACAUAUCCGGAUUGGUGGAGUCCGAAUGGAGGCCCGUAUGGCAACGGCACAUAUCCGGAUUGGUGGAGUCCGGACGGUGGACCGUACGGAAACGGUACAUAUCCUCCCUGGUGGCGCCCUGAAUCCGGGACUGGUGGAGACCCUUAUGCCAACGGUGAAUGGCUGACAAUGGACCCCUCAUGGGUUGUUGACUCCACCGGCACACCGCACGUCGACAGCAACGGGGUAACAUACGACGCAGGGAAAGUGUUGGAUGGGAACAGUACAACGUAUUGGAACCCACAAGGUAACAACAAUGACAACUCCAGCGGCUGGUACAUAGUCCUGGACCUCACCCAGGUACAAACUCUGACCGGUAUUUCAGUCAACAACUACGGCGACACCACCCACGACAUCGCCGCCUUCACGCUGCAGAUGUCGCAGGGCGGGAGCCCGUACAGCUGGGAGGACGUGGUGUCUGUUGAUGACGUACUGAACGGGACGAGUGAGACGCAGGAGUUCGGCGGUUUUGAGGCCACGGCUCGGUACUGGAGGUUCGUGGUCACGGAGACUUACGGGGGAGGGCAGCCUUUCCUCACGGAAAUGAACUUCUUCGCAAUCACAACAGGGAAUGACUCGAUCCCAGGAACCGGUGGACCAUACGGUAACGGAACGUAUCCAUCUUGGUGGAGGCCGGACGGUGGACCGUAUGGCAACGGUACAUAUCCGGAUUGGUGGACUUCGACUAGUGGCCCGUACGGAAACGGUACAUAUCCAUCUUGGUGGAGUCCCAACGGUGGCCCGUAUGGCAACGGUACAUAUCCGGAUUGGUGGACUUCGACUAGUGGCCCGUACGGAAACGGUACGUACCCAGCUUGGUGGAGUCCCGACGGUGGCCCGUAUGGCAACGGUACAUAUCCGGAUUGGUGGAGGCCGAAUGGAGGCCCGUAUGGUAACGGAACAUAUCCGGAUUGGUGGACUUCGACUAGUGGUCCUUACGGAAACGGUACAUAUCCAGAUUGGUGGAGUCCGGACGGUGGCCCGUACGGAAACGGUACGUACCCAACUUGGUGGAGUCCGAACGGUGGCCCGUACGGGAACGGUUCUUAUCCGGAUUGGUGGAGACCGAAUGGCGGCCCGUACGGAAACGGUACGUAUCCAGUUUGGUGGACCCCGAAUGGAGGCCCGUACGGAAACGGUACGUAUCCGGAUUGGUGGAGUCCAAACGGUGGCCCGUACGGAAACGGUACAUACCCACCUUGGUGGAGUCCCAACGGCGGCCCGUACGGAAACGGUACGUAUCCAUCUUGGUGGAGUCCCAACGGUGGCCCGUACGGAAACGGUACGUAUCCAUCUUGGUGGACUCCGAAUGGCGGCCCGUACGGCAACGGUACGUAUCCACCUGGAUGGAAACCUGGAUCUGGUAACGGUGACACUGGGACAGACGGUUCUUCAAGUGUUGAAGAAUUAUGGAAAAGGUUCAAUCUAACAUACACACUGAAUCUGACGAAAACCCCAUGCCCACCCUUCAAAUUCCGACAGUAUCUCGUUGGGGGGACAUCGUCGCUAAGUUACAGUCAGAGUCUCCCGUUGACAGUUUUGUACUGUGUUUAUGUCAUGAUAACACAGUUUUUGGAUUCAGGGCUCUCUCUGACUAUCUCAAGAGUCUACGAUCCUUUGUAACAGACUCUCGAAAGAUGUAGUGCAUUGCAAAGUCUUUCUUCGGAUCAGGACUUGUUUUGGGCAAGAAUCGUCCCUUGUGAAAGUAGCCCGGCGGCUUUUAAAUUUGAUAUCUGGAAGUGAUAUCGAUCCGAUUUAGCUCAACGAAGACCUUCUCUUCCACUGGUCGCAACAGAGAACUGAAAGAUGCUGUGUACAAUAUUUAGAGAUUCAUUGUACCAGAGGAAAUUCCACUAGCUUUUUCCGACAUGGACAAUGGAACAGUGGACCACGGCUUAACGUCCCGUCCUAAAACGGCAACCCUUUCCGGUAACGUGUUUGUCGGGUGAGCGACACAGCCGGAAUCGAACUCACGGCUUCUA
Molecule: messenger RNA, 4250 nt
Organism: Branchiostoma floridae (Florida lancelet)
Lineage: Eukaryota; Metazoa; Chordata; Leptocardii; Amphioxiformes; Branchiostomatidae
Exons: 9
Coding region: 1-3891 (1296 amino acids)
Biological process (GO): carbohydrate metabolic process
Molecular function (GO): hydrolase activity, hydrolyzing O-glycosyl compounds; protein binding
Source: RefSeq, a predicted model, not a curated record